CCGUGUUACCAAACAGGCAAACACCGUUAAAACAGGUUUUAAUACGGUUUUAUUCGGCAGAGAGCUUUUUAACGAGUCCGACACAAAAUUCGGUAAAAGUGUAUCGCCUAGACUGUAGCCUGCGGAUUUUUAAUAUUACACAGACAGCGCUGGCUAAUUUGUUCUCAUUUUUCCUGCAGCGAGUGUGUGGUGAAUCUGUUGAAUAUUUUCUCGGGAAUUUGUCGGAAUAAUGUCGCUGCGGAGGCAGAGCAGCGGUGAGGUGGGAGCGGAGGCGCACAGCGUGCAUCCCGUCCAUCCGCCGGAGACCAGCAUCGCCACGGCAGACAAGUAUCUGGCGGCCGAUAUGGCCGAGGCGCGCCACCACGCCGCCGAUCAGGACCUCCUCAAUCAGGGCAUCCCCAUCGCUGAUAAGGAUCUGGCUGGAUAUUUUCCACCCGCGACAGGCCAGGCCGGACCCGACGGGCUGCGUGACGAUUUCCCCGUCACCCACGGUCAGGGCGGCGCCGUGCGUGAGGCGCCCAAGAGCGCCCAGGAGCGCGCCGAGGACGAGCUGCUGAAGGAUGUGCGCAUGCCGGAAAAGCAUUAGUUUCCCCUUCCCGCGUCUCAUCAGCACUUUUUUGUUUGACAUUCCGUUGCCGUGCAUCGAUGUUUGUGUUACAGUGUUAGGAUGGUGUACAGUUUAAUGUGCCUUUUAUUUGUGAUCUGUCGUGCGGCUUCCAGCGAAAAUUUUCAAAGCGAUGUUAUUUAUUGGUGUUAUACUGUUAUGCAAUAAUUCUAAUUCAUUCGUCAUAAUUAUGAUCAUUUUAGACCUUUUAAUUGCGAAUGUACAGUGACCAAGAAUUAAAUAAAUUUUACUUA
Molecule: messenger RNA, 858 nt
Organism: Paramacrobiotus metropolitanus
Lineage: Eukaryota; Metazoa; Tardigrada; Eutardigrada; Parachela; Macrobiotidae
Exons: 3
Coding region: 230-586 (118 amino acids)
Source: RefSeq, a predicted model, not a curated record